This is a messenger RNA of Mesocricetus auratus (golden hamster), 1325 nucleotides long. RefSeq names its product cyclin dependent kinase 7 (gene Cdk7). Lineage: Eukaryota; Metazoa; Chordata; Mammalia; Rodentia; Cricetidae. The record is from RefSeq and is a predicted model, not a curated record. Gene Ontology annotation, biological process: positive regulation of transcription by RNA polymerase II; protein phosphorylation. The transcript is spliced from 12 exons. Gene Ontology annotation, cellular component: cytoplasm; nucleus; transcription factor TFIIH holo complex. Gene Ontology annotation, molecular function: RNA polymerase II CTD heptapeptide repeat kinase activity; ATP binding; cyclin-dependent protein serine/threonine kinase activity. The coding region runs from base 115 to 1155 and encodes 346 amino acids.
CAGCAGGCUGUGCGCGUCCAGUGGACGGAAGUAGCUGUUGGGAGGUUUCCGACGCUUUAAAUUCCUGCGGUGUGGCGGCCGCGGCUUUCGGCUGGAGUCCGGCUUCCCACUCGCAUGGCUGUGGACGUGAAGUCUCGAGCGAAGCGCUAUGAGAAACUGGACUUCCUCGGGGAGGGACAGUUCGCUACGGUCUACAAGGCCAGAGAUAAGAACACCAACCAAAUUGUCGCCAUUAAGAAAAUCAAACUUGGACACAGGUCAGAAGCUAAAGAUGGUAUAAAUAGAACAGCCUUAAGAGAGAUAAAAUUGUUACAGGAGCUAAGUCAUCCCAACAUAAUUGGUCUCCUAGAUGCAUUUGGACAUAAAUCUAACAUUAGCCUUGUCUUUGAUUUCAUGGAAACUGACCUGGAGGUUAUAAUAAAGGAUAGUAGUCUUGUGUUGACACCAUCCCACAUUAAAGCCUACAUGUUGAUGACUCUUCAGGGAUUAGAAUAUUUACAUCAGCAUUGGAUUCUACAUAGGGAUCUGAAACCAAACAACUUGUUGUUAGAUGAGAAUGGAGUUCUGAAGCUGGCAGAUUUUGGCCUGGCUAAAUCAUUUGGAAGUCCCAAUAGGGCUUACACGCAUCAAGUUGUGACCAGAUGGUACCGGGCCCCUGAGUUAUUGUUUGGAGCUAGGAUGUAUGGUGUAGGUGUGGACAUGUGGGCUGUUGGCUGUAUAUUAGCAGAAUUGCUUCUACGGGUUCCUUUUUUGCCUGGAGAUUCAGACCUUGAUCAACUAACAAGAAUAUUUGAAACAUUGGGUACACCAACUGAAGAGCAGUGGCCUGACAUGUGUAGUCUUCCGGAUUAUGUGACGUUUAAGAGUUUCCCUGGGAUCCCACUGCAACACAUCUUCAUUGCAGCAGGAGACGACUUGCUCGAACUCAUCCAGGGCUUGUUCUUGUAUAACCCGUGUACUAGAAUUACAGCUUCACAGGCAUUGAAGACUAAGUACUUCAGUAAUCGUCCAGGGCCAACACCUGGGUGCCAACUUCCAAGACCAAACUGUCCAGCAGAAGCCCUAAAAGAACAGUCAAAUCCAGCCGUGGCAACAAAAAGAAAAAGAGCAGAAGCCUUAGAACAAGGAAUAUUGCCCAAGAAGCUAAUUUUUUAGUUACAGCCAACAAUGGACAGUGCUUCACGCUGAAAGAAAUAAUCCAAAAGGCAAAUAAUGGAAAAAAAUAGGGAGCAUUAAAUGCUGGAGAAGAGAACUUGUAAAUAUUCAACACAUGUAAAAUAUGUAAAAGUAUGGGUUAUUUUUAUUAAAUGUAUUUUAAAAUAAAA